This is a messenger RNA of Durusdinium trenchii, 1461 nucleotides long. The record is from the annotation of a GenBank genome assembly. Lineage: Eukaryota; Dinophyceae; Suessiales; Symbiodiniaceae.
AUGGCGAUGAUGGAUGAUGACGGUGGGGACCGUGCCGGAAAGGGGCCAGUGGUGUCCAUGUGCCAUGGGAAAGACCUGUGCGGCGGUGGCGCCACCGUGGUGGGCGCCGUGAUGGACGACAUGGAGGACAUCGACCUCCACAGCCGCUCGCUCGUGGACGAGUCUCAGCGGUUGGAGCGGGUUUUCAGACGGGGUGUGACAGAUGACAGGCAAGCUGAGGACCGGCGGGAUGCCGGUCGUCACCGGCUGGGGAGCAAGGCUUUGAUUGAAGUGGUUCAUCUCAAGAUCCGGAAGUUCAUGGCUGGCUCCGACUCUUUUGCCUUUGUGAUCUCGACCAAAAGCGAGCAGUUUCUGUUGGUCUUUGGAGAGAACAUCGGUUUCAUGGACUUCUUGGGUUUUGAAUUAGCCAGCCUCUCCUCUCAGUCAGCGACCGACGUGGUGCUGGUGGCAUGGGCAACGGGAGCGCUUUUGUCGCCCGGUGGAAUGGACCGUUUGGAUUCCAUCGGCCAGGUGACCACCAUGAAGUCCUUCGUGGGUAUGGGCAUUCUGAGCCUUGCUGGGUCGUAUCGGGGUGUUUGUUCUUCUCCAGUGGCGUGUAAGGGUAUUGGGAGGUGGCUCCUCGCUUUGGGAGUGCUAGCAGAGACCAGGGAUGUUCCCCAGCAUUCCGCGCCCUUGGACGCCUGCGACACCUGCGAGAGCGAAGGAAAUUUGUUACUGCAAAGCCAGGCCACAGAAGUCCGACGUGGUCGAGGAUCGAUGGAGCUGGAGCUCAAGGCGAUGGCAGGUCAGAAGAUUUGGGAUUGGAAAGACAAGCCGAUGAUGCUUCCAGGCUAUACCAUGGACAUGAAUGGCAGGUCCUGCAGCCUUUGCGGAACCCCCGAUGCUUCAGAGCUUUGGGGGGACUACAAGCAACGCACGGACUGUGGAAACCACAGUAUUCAGGAACAUCCUGACAUUAUCUUCAAACCUUUGAAAGACUUCGUCCAUGGCGACAACAACGCCUGGUGCGAGUUGAACGUGCAGAAGAUGUGCGCAGAUGCUGUCUACAACAAGAAUUACAUGAUCCAAGCCAAGCAAGUGAACACCACAGGCUCACCUGCCUUGCUCUACGAUGCGACGUAUUGCUAUCACAACGGGUGGCUUGGAGCUGAGUAUCGCGCCCUACAGUUCGACUUUGACGCGAUGAAGGCUAAGGCUGACAAGUUUUGUGAGCAGCGCCUCAAGCUAACCAAGAACAUGACCUUGGCCGAUAUGAUGGCGGUUUAUGGCCCGUCCUUCAUGCGGGGAGAGCCCAGCAAGGAGGAUGCGCUCUUCUUGGGCGCCUGGACCUGCGCGAUGGGUGCCUCUGGAUGUGACAUGACGUACUGUGCUUACAGCUAUUGCCAAAAGCCUGACGGGUCCUUUGGUGCCUAUCACGAGUGCGAGGGAUGGGAUCCUGAGAAGGGCAUGCCUGUCAAUUAG